CGUCUUCGAACAACCUUCUCAAAAGAGCCAUGGACUUUGUUCUGAAUAAGAUAGAUAAACACUUGGACAAUCAUAGAAGCCUUGAUCAACAUCGGAAGGACCUUAAAAGGAAAUUGGAGGAAUUGAAUGGUUUGAAGGAAGACACAGAAUCUAUAAAGAGAUCAGAGCUGCAGCCGAGAAAGAAACUCAAGGCGGAAGUCCAGAUAUGGUUGGAAAAUGUUGAAAGAGUCAAUGGCGAAGUGCAAGUCCUUGAUGGAAGAAUCGGCGAAAGUAGUGCUCUUACACGUGGAUUUCACACAGAAGAUGUCUCGAAGAGUAUUACGGAAGUUGAAGAACUUAUUAUUCAACAUGGUAAGUUUCAUGGAGGUUUGGUGGUUGACAAUCCUCAAUGGAUAGGACAAGUUUUAUCGACAACAAGUUUAUCAGGUGAAGCUGUAAAGGUAUGUAUUGAAGAGAUCUGGCAUUGCUUGAUGGAUGAUGAGGUUCCAAAGAUUGGAGUUUGGGGCAUGGGUGGCGUGGGGAAAACAAGCAUCAUGAAGGUUAUAAACAACCAACUCUUAAAAGAGACAGGGAAAUUCAAUAUUGUGAUUUGGAUCACUGUAUCCAAAGAGAUGAGUAUUGCUAAACUGCAGGAAGACAUUGCAAGUAAAAUAGAAGUCAAAUUUUCUGGUUGUGGAGAUGAAACUACAAGGGCAGGGAUGCUCCUUGAAACAUUGUCUCAGAAGAGUAGAUUUGUGAUGAUCUUGGAUGACCUAUGGGAGAAGGUUUCACUUGAGAGAAUAGGAAUUCCUGAGCCGUCAAAUGGGAGUAAAUUAGUGUUGACAACAAGAUCAGCUGAUGUGUGUCGACAAGUGGGUUGUAGAAUGAUUAAAGUGAAGCCUCUGACGGAAGAAGAGGCAUGGAAGUUGUUCUUAGAGAAGGCGCGCUGUGAUAUUCGAGGGGUGGAACCAAUUGCAAGAUCAGUUUCUAAGCAUUGUGCAGGUUUGCCCUUGGGAGUAAUUACUAUAGCUUCUUGUAUGAAGGGCAUUGAUGACAUUUCAGAAUGGAGGAAUGCACUAAAAGAAUUAAGUCUACGCAAAAAGAGUGUUAAUGGAUUCGAAGAUGAAGUGUUCCAACAAUUACAAUUUAGUUAUGAUCGUUUAAAGAAUCCAAAACUUCAAGACUGUUUCCUCAGUUGUGCAUUAUAUCCAGAAGAUGAGGAAAUUGAAGAACGAAGUCUUAUUCAACUUUGGAUCGGAGAAGGGCUAGUGGAAGAAAUGGAUAGCAUGCAGGCAGAGUAUGACAAUGGUCGUGCAAUAAUGAAUAGACUCAUCAGCAAUUGUUUGUUGGAAGGUUUUACUAAAGAGGAAAUAGAAGAUGUGUAA
This is a messenger RNA of Hibiscus syriacus, 1364 nucleotides long. Its product is annotated as probable disease resistance protein At5g63020. The record is from RefSeq and is a predicted model, not a curated record. Gene Ontology annotation, molecular function: ADP binding. The transcript has 2 exons. Lineage: Eukaryota; Viridiplantae; Streptophyta; Magnoliopsida; Malvales; Malvaceae. The coding region runs from base 30 to 1364 and encodes 444 amino acids.